Messenger RNA from Apus apus (common swift), 858 nucleotides. RefSeq names its product mediator complex subunit 10 (gene MED10). Bases 50 to 454 code for a protein of 134 amino acids. Lineage: Eukaryota; Metazoa; Chordata; Aves; Apodiformes; Apodidae. Gene Ontology annotation, cellular component: chromatin; mediator complex. Gene Ontology annotation, biological process: positive regulation of transcription by RNA polymerase II. The record is from RefSeq and is a predicted model, not a curated record. The transcript is spliced from 4 exons. Gene Ontology annotation, molecular function: transcription coregulator activity.
CAGCUGGCCGGGCGCGGGGGGGCGGCGGCGGUUGGUGGCGGUUGCGGCCAUGGCGGAGAAGUUCGACUCGCUGGAGGAGCACCUGGAGAAGUUCGUGGAGAACAUCCGGCAGCUCGGCAUCAUCGUCAGUGACUUCCAGCCCAGCAGCCAGGCUGGGCUCAACCAGAAAUUGAAUUUCAUGGUGACGGGCUUGCAGGAUAUCGACAAAUGCCGGCAGCAGCUUCACGAUAUCAGUGUGCCUUUGGAAGUUUUUGAAUACAUAGAUCAAGGUCGCAAUCCUCAGCUCUACACCAAAGAGUGUCUGGAGCGAGCUUUGGCUAAAAAUGAGCAAGUAAAAGGAAAAAUCGACACAAUGAAGAAAUUUAAAAGUCUGUUAAUUCAAGAACUGACAAAGGUGUUCCCAGAAGACAUGGCAAAAUACAAAGCUAUUCGGGGAGAAGAUCCUCCUCCUUAAAUAGGCCUUUGAUAGCUCUAAUAAUGGGAAUUCCAUAAAUUGACAUCACUGGAUAAAAACAUUGAUUGGAGAGAGAGGGAAUCCAAGCCUUGAUAGAAACUACUAAAAAUGGCAGUGAUGGACUGUAAAGGAGCCUUGAUGAUUGUUAAUGGUUCUGGUCUGAAGCUACUGAAUCUUCCAGAAGACUUUUACUCAAAGGUUGCCUUUGUAACUCCUUAUUGUGAUCUAUUCUUUCCUGAAAGGCUUUUGAGAUCUUGUUGCCUGCAAGUCAUCAAUACUCAGCAUUUCCCGCAAAGUGCAUUUCCAGAGCAGAGAAUAUUUCUUUUUGUGUGUUCUGAAAAGUGUGCUCCAGGAUUGUGAGCUCAUCAUUAAAGAGAAAUGUAUUUAUUAUACUUAAUUAUUAA